AUGCUCCUCAAGGUCCGGCGCGAGGUUAUCGUCGCCCUUGACACCUGCCGGCAGCCCGUGCCGGCAACCUUUCGUUUCCCGCACACCCUGUACGAAUACAACAUCACCAGUGAAUCAGAGGUAGCGGAACGCUUGCAACAUGCCACAAUCGCCAUCACAGACUCCGUGCCCAUUACCGGCGAGACGAUCGCCAAAUGCCCCAGUCUCAAGCUGAUCUGCGUGGCGAUUGUCGGUGUAGAUCACAUCGACCUGGACGCCUGUCGCAAACGCGGAAUCAGAGUGUGUAACAGCCCGGGUGCAACCACGGAGGCUGUUGCUGAACACGCAAUUGCGCUGUACUUCGCAGCGAGGCGCAAUGUGGUUCGGGCGCAUAAUUGGAUUGCGCAGGGGGGCGAAUGGGAGAAAGAUCAUUCUGGGCUGGGUCCAUAUGAUCGAGUGCCGUUGCCAUGUACUAGAGGGACGAUGGGGAUUAUCGGAUCCGGGAAGAUUGGGAAGAGAGUUGCGACAAUCGGCCGAAUUCUGGGAUUGAAAGUUCUAAGCGCAGAGCGACGCGGAGUUGCAGCCGGAGACGUUCGAGCAGGCCGGACCGAGUUCGAGACGAUGCUUCGUCAGUCUACAGCUAUUAUUCUCACUUGCCCGUUGACGGAAGAGACAGCCAAUACGAUUUCGGAGAAGGAAUUGGCUCUGAUGCCGCCGGGGUGUGUGGUGGUGAACGUAGGUCGAGGCGGAUUGAUCAAUGAGGAGGCCGUUGUUAGCGCGCUCAAGGAGCAGAGGUUAGCCGGGUAUGCGGCCGAUGUUUUCACGAACGAGCCUGCGAACGUGGAGAACAGCCUUCUUUUGUCCAGCAAAGCUCCGAACUUGACUCUAACACCCCAUGUCGCAUGGUACAACAGCACCAGCCUUGAUGGGAUGCUCAAAGCAAUACAGGAUAUUGUGGAGGGCUUUAUCGCCGGGUCUAGCAUCAAUGUUAUCUGCUAG
Messenger RNA from Penicillium chermesinum, 978 nucleotides. RefSeq lists its product as uncharacterized. Gene Ontology annotation, molecular function: oxidoreductase activity, acting on the CH-OH group of donors, NAD or NADP as acceptor; NAD binding. The record is from RefSeq and is a predicted model, not a curated record. Lineage: Eukaryota; Fungi; Ascomycota; Eurotiomycetes; Eurotiales; Aspergillaceae. The coding region runs from base 1 to 978 and encodes 325 amino acids. The transcript has 2 exons.